This is a messenger RNA of Archocentrus centrarchus (flier cichlid), 4744 nucleotides long. It is a transcript of the gene cdan1, whose product is annotated as codanin 1. Gene Ontology annotation, cellular component: nucleus. NCBI's taxonomy places the organism in Eukaryota, Metazoa, Chordata, Actinopteri, Cichliformes, Cichlidae. The transcript is spliced from 28 exons. Bases 36 to 4016 code for a protein of 1326 amino acids. Gene Ontology annotation, biological process: chromatin organization. The record is from RefSeq and is a predicted model, not a curated record.
CUCUCAGUCCUACAGCCGCGCAGCGCUUGACAAGAAUGGCGGCUCUUUUGGAAUCGCUUGUCUCACAGAAAGUGGAUAUUAUUAAGGUGGUGGACUGGCUAAAGAAUGCAAAGGACGGUGACAAGCUGUCGUUCAGUGAACCCGGGCUGACAGUUCAUAAACAGAAGUUUGUCGCUUUUCUAUUAAAUUUUCUGAGAGAGCAAAGUAGUCAAGCACUCACCCAUGGCCCCGCCACACCAGCUAAGACCCCCAGCCACCCUCGGCCUGCUGCACAGACGCAAGGUUUCUCAGACAGGAGGGGCUGCAAGUCUGAUACUGGUGGAAGUGGUGUUCGGGGUGCCAGCCGGGUCCAGCUGUUUUCUCCUGCGUCUGUGUCACCUGGAACUGAAGGAUCUCACUGUUUGAGUGGGGUCAGUGCCUUAAGCAGUCCCUCCUUUUCUACUACAUGGAGCCCUGCUUCAAGGCCUUCAGGAUCUGAACGGCGUGCUGGGCAGAGAAUCAUACUCGGAGACUACAUGGUUUCUCCUCCUGACCUUCAGCACAGCCCUAACUUCCAGUCACAGAAAAGCCGCAAGAAGAGUGGUGGCAACAUGGCAGUGGGGGCACGGGGACGUGGAGGACAAUACAUUGAUGAGACUGGAGGGAGGAGAUCAGUAAGAGGAGGAGGGUACGGUAGAAUAAGCGAGCAAGUUUCACCUCCAUCUGUAGCUGAACUUAAUUUCAGCAACUUGGAAGAGUUCCCUCCUGUUGGCUCCUCACCCAUUUCCUCUGCGGCAUCUAAGCCAUCUAGAAGAAUAAACCCGACACCAGUAAGUGCAGAGCGGCCACACUCUAAACCAAAGACCUGCUUCACAUCAACCCCAUUCAGUAAACCAUCCUGCCCCCUGUCAGGAGUAGAGCCACUUGAGCGGUCAUCGGCAGGAGGCAAUUCUCUGAGGCUUCAGGAAGAGAGGGAAUUACUUAAAAGGGAGAAGACAAAGCGUGCCCAGCAGGUCAGCUCUCCUCUGCCACCCUCUCUGGACCCUUGCACGCCUACCAAGACAGUGCUUAAGACAGGAUCUAAAGUGACACCAGACCAACAGACAACUUCUCCUGAGCCAUCCAAAGUCACUUUCUCCUUGGAAUUGGAUCUUUUGGUUGAGUUGUACUGUACCUGCAUUUCUGAAAACCUUGUGCCAAACAUUUUCUCGGAGCUCUUCUUUGUGAUGCAGUUACUAACGUCUUGGUCCCCUCACGCUCAUGAUGAUGAUGAACAGAAAAGUUUGUGUGCAGUUAAUUCACAUUCAGACAUCCUUGAAAGAUGUUAUCUGAGACAAGUACACAAUUGUGUGUAUUUUGCAGUGAAGGUCCUGGAGAAUCAAUUUCAGUUGGUAGCUCAUUUGGACAAGUGCACGUUGCGUCUGCUGGCAGAGAAUGAACGAGUGGCGGCUUUCUCUCCAGAUCUCAGGGACCGUCUCACUCAGGCCCAAGACAGAAGCACAGCCAAGCUCUCUCCUUCAGUGUCCACUUUCAUCCACUCAGUCCCAUUCCAGCCUGAUACUGACAACCGAUCCAAUUUUGAUAGUGACAAGGCCUUCCACAUCUUUAAAAAACAGAGAGAUAUUUUUUAUGAGGUGCUGAGAGAGUGGGAGGACUUUCACAAGGUACCAGGGUGGAAUUUUGACACUGCACUUGGAAAUAGGAUCAGAGGAAUGAUGAGUCAGCUGACCUCUACAGGAAAUCAUUCCCAUUUCGCCCGUCUGUUCCUGAAGCAGCUUGUUCAGAUGUGUAAAGGUCCCCGAGUAAACAGCUCAUCUGGAGAUGCUCCUGAUGCUGACCUGCUAGGCAUGUUGGGAGCUGAGGGUCUAGGACGUCUGAAGCGUCUUGAAGAGCGUUUUAUUCAGCCUUAUGGAGUUGUUGGCCCCUGCCCUCCCCCAUCCUUCCCUGGCUAUCAAGAGUUCUUCAAGGACUUCCUGCAGGCAGCUAGCUGCUGCCAGCUGAACCAGCACCUGCAGGACAGCUUGUGUCAGCAGCUACUCCAUCUGGAUGAGGAGUCCAUCCUGAGCCCUCCAACUUCCGUCUGUGAGCGAGAAAAGGAGGAGGAGGGAGACGGAGACAUGGAGCAGCAGGAUGAGAAGCAGCGGUUCUCCUCGGUGCUGCUUCUAGCUCGUCUUCUGGCAAAGUUCCUGGGAUUCAUUUCCUUUUUGCCUUACCAAACAUCUGAGAGACCAUCCAGAGAGAUACAGGAGACUGCUAUAGCCCUGCGCAGCAAGAGUGUUCCAGUGCUGGAUGUGUGGGCCGUGUUGAGAAACAGUAUGAGGAGGAGGCGCACCAUCCUGACUGUACCCUGGCUGGUGGAGUUCCUCUCAAUGCUAGACUUUAUCGGCCCUCUGCUUCUUUGCUACAGGACCACAUUGGGCACAUUGCUUCUCCUAUAUAGGAGAAUGGUGCUUGGCCGAUGUGAAGAAAUGUGUUACCUGAAUAAGCUACUAAUGUUGUCAGUAUUAGGCUGGCUCUUUCAGAUUCCAGUGAUUCCAGAGGACAUUUUUUUCACCAGUGAGUUUACUGUGAUGGCCGAGGUGGAGGACAGUAACAUAAAUGUUGCAGGGCUUGACUGUAUUCCUCUGGUGGAUCAACAGCUUCUUUAUACAUGUUGUCCAUUUCUUGGUGAGUUUCGCAAGCUCCUAGCUGCCUUUGUGUCUGGAAGCACAGCCAAGAGUGGAGGAAUUAUCCGCAAGAUUACUCCCACUUCUGCUGAGCUCAAGGAUACGCCAGUGGCUAACAGGUCGCAGCAGAAACUGCAGGUGGACCUCGAGCAAGCCUUCUUUCACAACCAGCCUCCGUCAUUACGUCGCACUGUGGAGUUUGUAGCCGAGAGGGUUGGAUCCAAUGCAGUCAAGCAUAUGAAGGCUACCUUAGUAAAUGAGUUGGUGAAGCGAGGAGAAAAGAUGCUGAGAGACGGACUUUGGUCGCCAAACUCAAAUCCCUCAAAACUAAACGACUCCAUCUGUGCUCAAUUGUGCGAUGCAGGCUUGGAGGCUUUGGCAAGAGCCACCAGGUUUUGCUGUGAGAAGAGCCCUGAAGCCAUACGAAUACUGCUACCCGAUGAGACUUCCCCUUCUGUCCUGACCACUUCUGAAAACAUCACCAAACGUCUUGCCACAGAAAAAGCCUGCAGUUGGCUUUCUGCUAACAUUACAGCACUCAUAAGACGUGAGUGGAAGAGCAGGUAUGACCGUGUGAUGAAGACUCUCGGUAGUCCAGCUGUUCCAGAUUCUACUGAUGUGGACAGAGUGGUUGAGCUGGUCCCUCGGGAAAAGUUGCAAAGUCCCAAGAGGAAACAAGGAAGCGAGAGUGAGAGAGUGAUGUGUUGCCCUCCCCACUGUGACCACAGUGCUUCACUGCCCUCUGACAUUCUCGUUGAAAUUAAGGAGCUGCUGAGCGUUGUUGUUGGUCCGAGGACUGAUGAGGAGCUGCCCACUUGCUCUCAGCUUCUAAUCUUGAUACAGAGAGUGGGAGCCACAUUGUCUUGCAGAAAGUUUUUGAAUGCAAUGUCAGAGCAGAUGCUUCUGAACUGUAGUGUCCUACUGGCUUGCAAACUGGUGUCUGCAGAGCUCCCGGUGUUGCCUCUGUCAGGGUGCAGCGGGGAUGUUGUUGGUAAUAGUUCAGGGUCAGAGCCUCCUGUCACAGCGCUGCUGGAGCAGCUCGCUGAGCUGUGGGAGAAAGACAGCUGUUCCUCCACCCCUCUCCACCUGCUCUUCACCCCACUUACAGUCACUGCUGUGCUGAAGGCCAGCGACACCGAGAGGAAGAACUACCUGUUCCUGGUUAGAAAACUGGUGGACAGAGGGUUAUUAAGCAGAGAGGAGGUCAUAUCUCAUUGGAAAAAGCUAACAGAUCUGGCCUUACCUGCGGAGCUGAUAGAGAAUUUUCAGCUGAAGUCAGAGACUGUGAAACCCACUUCGCCUCUGGCUGAGUUACAAAGUCAUAUGGACAUUCUGCAAGUCUCACAUCAGACGGUAGAGGGAGCUACAUGACAACAGUAGUAGUACUCAGUUUCCCCACCCGAACUUUUGUGUGAUCACCAGUGUUUUGUCACAUCUGCAAGUGUGUUGUUCAAGAGGGAUGCAGUUCUGAGUGACUUCUUGUUGCUGAUUGUCAAAGAGGUUUACCAGUCAGGCUUUACAAAGUUCAGACUUAUGUUCUUUACCUGUGACAUAAGCUCAGGUGCCAAGGAGAACCAGAAAAUUCUGUAGCAUCUAUGGACCACAAAAUCUCAUCUUAGAUCCAAGGGAAUUUCCUGCAAGCCAACCUGGUUAGGUGGCUUUGUCCUUAGGCAAACAAUAAACAAAAUAUGAAGACCAAGAAUAAAUUAAAAUCACAGCAAAUUAAUAGCCAAAACUGAAGAGAGCUGGGCAAAGAAAUGGGAAGUUUUUGCAUUCAAAAAAGUUGAGUAAUUAGCAUUUAGCACAUAAAAUGUAUAACAUACCGCAAGCUUCAAAAUUAGAAAACAUCACGUUUGUCUAAGAGUCAGAAUUGUUGAUUUUAAUGCCACUGCAUAUAACAAGUGUCUUUAUUUCAGUAUAGCACUUUCACGCUGCCUUUGACCGCUUGACUAGUGACUGCAUGUUUAUUUCAUAAAUGCAAAACAGCAUUUGUGAUAGGUUUUGUUCAUGUUGAACAAGCACCCUACUCCCUGCUGCUUUUAAAAUGAGUUUUUAAAAAAAAUGUUGCUGCAUAGUUCAAAUAAAUGAUAGAUGUAUUA